AUGGCCGCCACCAAAGACAAUCCAGUCGUCUUCUACGACCUUGUUGGCAAAAACGGCAUUUCUUUCUCACUUAAUACAUACAAGACAAGGUUAUCCCUAGACUACAAAGGCAUACCUUAUCGUGUCGAAUACCUUUCACUUCCAGACAUUGAGCCAAAGAUGAAAGAACUGGGAGUCCCCCCAUCAUCUGAUAACCACCCACGGUAUACAAUCCCAAUGAUUGCCGACCCGUCAAGUGAGACCAAUGGAAUCCCAACAUACAUUUCAGACUCGUUCAAGAUUGCAAUCUACCUAGACGACAAAUAUCCUGCCCCAAAAUACCCAGCAAUAUUUGCCCCGUAUUUCCCAACUAUUGGCGUAUCCAUUGGGCCGAUUUUUGCCCCGUUGUUACCUCGCCUUCUCGACGAUAGAUCGACCGAAUAUUUGAAUCGCACGAGGGGGGACAGGACCAAGCCUCUUCCCGAUGAUGUAGCUGCUCAGAAAUGGGAACAAGUGCGCGAAAAGUUUGCUGCGUUUAGCAAGUCACUGCAGCUGAACGAUGGGACCAAAGACGAAGGCCCGUUUAUCAUGGGUAACAUUGUCUCGUUUCUGGAUUUUGCUGUUGGAGGAAUGGUCCAUUGGAUCAAAAGCCUUGAAGGAGAGGAUUCAGCUCGAUUAAAUGAUGUGCUAGAAUGGGAGGGAGGAAGGUGGGCAAGGCACUGGGAAGCGAUGAAAGCGAUUGAGAACAAAUCCUCCCGCGUGGACGGAUAG
Messenger RNA from Rhizoctonia solani, 750 nucleotides. Its product is annotated as glutathione S-transferase. Lineage: Eukaryota; Fungi; Basidiomycota; Agaricomycetes; Cantharellales; Ceratobasidiaceae. The record is from RefSeq and is a predicted model, not a curated record. The transcript is spliced from 4 exons. Bases 1 to 750 code for a protein of 249 amino acids.